Messenger RNA from Hippocampus comes (tiger tail seahorse), 3660 nucleotides. Its product is annotated as zinc finger X-chromosomal protein-like. Gene Ontology annotation, cellular component: nucleus. The record is from RefSeq and is a predicted model, not a curated record. Lineage: Eukaryota; Metazoa; Chordata; Actinopteri; Syngnathiformes; Syngnathidae. The transcript is spliced from 9 exons. The coding region runs from base 551 to 2431 and encodes 626 amino acids. Gene Ontology annotation, biological process: positive regulation of transcription by RNA polymerase II.
CUUUUUAUGGCCACGUGAACGUACAUGGUAUGCCACAUCACAUUUUUGUGCAAUAGAAUGUCUGAACAUAAAGAUUUGCAGAAUAACUUACAAAUCAUUGACAAAAGUAAUAAACAUGGCAGUUGUGUACAUAUACCAAAAAAUUAAAGCCUAUGGGAGUUAUUACUGCAUCGAUUAAUCGAUAUUUUUUACCCACCCAUAAUCAGAAUGGAUUGUUGCAAAUAAGGUCAGGGCAGGAGAUGCUGCAGCCUGUUACCAUGGUGAUGUGAUUAUGACACUUAUCGGGUCAUAUCCAUUCAAUGAUUGCCGGAUUAGGGGAUUCACUUUGAUCAUGUUUUGUUUCUUGUCAUGCUCGUCAUUCACCUUCCGUCUUCUGCCUCCCUUGGCAUUCAUCCUUCGCUCACAGGUCAGAAACAGUCGAAAGAGUAGAUUUUCAUCAUGCUCUCGUCUCCACCAAGUGGCCAAGAACCUUCACGUCUUAUUUUAGCAUCCCUCCUCUCGUAUCGCUCGCCUCUCUUCUGAGUGUGACUCCCUUCCUCGUCGCUGGGAAAUGAAGCGUGGGUCGAGUGCGUUACAGCCUACUCCUCCUCCUCCUCCGCCUCCUCCUCCCGACGUGGCCCAACGACACACACAGGCAGCUCGUCGGCAGGACCACGUGCACGCUGACCGCAGGUCGGAGUUGUGCACAGCAGGUUUGAGCCCCUUCCUGGCAGCGACUUCUCUCUUCAGCCCUGAUGUCAACACCAAGAUGGCGUCUGACCUUCUCAUUAGGCUGUCAGAGGCCACCCAGAAGUCCCAGAUGCUCCCUGGGAGUCGAGGAGAGGGUCGAGGUGGGCAGCAGGAGGAACCGGGUCUUGCUCUGUCCCCCGAUGGCCCCGGGGCCAGUCCUGAUCCACCCUCGCUCACGCACACACCUGAGGGUGAUGCCACCACUGACACGCUGGCUUCGGACUUGCUGAGGAAACUGGCAGAGAGUCAGUUCCUGACCCAGCCCCAUGUGAAGGUCAAGGAGGAAGAGGCCUCCAUGGAAAUCGACACGCAGAGCAUGUCAGGUGUCUUCCGUGACGGGCCAAUAAGAGACGUGCAAGGCCCGUCUUCUUCUAGCGAUGGAGGUCACCGUCUUUUGGCCGUCAAAAAAGAACACGUCGAGGCGGAGGAGAUGGCCGAUCCCCAUCUCGAUGGUGAUGUUCCGAAUGUUACGCUUGCUGUCAAAGUGGAGGAGGAGGAGAGCUCGGCGGCCACCUUGGCCGAGCAAAUUCUUCUCAGGGGAAAAAUGGAGGAAGAGACCCAACCCCGGUUGUUCUCUGGCGUCGCGAUGGAGGACCGGCAGUUCUUCGGAGACCAGUUGUGUUCCGGAGCCAAAAUGGCAGAGCAGUGCCUGCGGGCGGCGCUGUGGCAGGACAUGUCUGUCAACCUGGCAUCCACGUUGCUUCACCAGCUCUCAGAGCGGGUCGCGAAAUCCACCAGUGUGCCGGCACUGAGGACUAACCCCCCCACCAGGCGCAGUCCAGUCCUGAAGGCGGAACCGGCCUGGUCCUGCCCUUCGGAGCCUGCGUAUGGCAAUCCAAGCAGCCCACGAGGUAGUGUGAGCUUCUUCUACAGGUGUCACGUGUGCGGCUUCGAGACCGACGGGCGCCUCCUUUUCCGGGCUCAUAUGACGGAGCAUCGGCAGCAGGAGCGCGGAUCCUUCUCGCUGCGCUGCUGCGUCUGCGACCACGCCACCAAUCAGGAAGCGGCCAUGAAGGCGCACGCCGACAAGCAUGUGCUAGGCGGAGCCACCAGAUGCCCCCUCACCCUUCCCGCCGGCAGCGCACCUACAGUUGCCACGGCAACCCUGCCAGAGACGAUCACCUCAGAGCAUCGCUGCCGCAUCUGCCAGAGGUCGUUUCCCGGGCAACCAGAGCUGCUGGUUCACUUCCAGGGUCAUCGCCAAGGCAACCAGUACCGGUGCGAGCGCUGCGGCCACCUGACGCGCACCGCCAACAAGCUGGUGGAACACGUGCGCGUGCACACCGGCGAGCGGCCCUUCACCUGCCACCUUUGCCCGUAUAGCGCCAAGCGGCGGGACAGCCUGCGUCUGCACUGCAAGGUCAAGCACGGAGCGCACGCAACCGUGGCCGCGGCGAGCGCCGCGCACUCCCCCGGCAACGUGCACACGCACCGCUCCUACGUGCAUGGAGACAAUCCCAGCAAACACGUUCGGCGACUGCACACCAGCGUGCCCUCCUCAUCUUCGUCAUCUCCUCAUCUUCCUCUUCAACCCUCGCUGUGUGAGCUAGCAGGGUGGAGGGAUUUGUCUCCUCUUGUGCCCAUCACGACUCUCCUCUCGCUGAAGCCUCACUCCGGUGCGGCCCCGUGUUCUCUCCCCUCAUCCUCCUCCUCCUCCAACAAACAUUCUUUCCUUGGCUACCUAGGCCUGACAUCUUUGUGAAUGUCUUCCCUCGUCCUUUUGUCCUCUUUCUUCAUCUUUUUCUCAUGUCUCCUUCGAUGGAUGUAAAGCUCCCGCUGCCACGUUUAAGAAUGUCAAAAACUGACGCACUCAACGUCGUCUGCUUUUCGCCAAUCAUUGGAGUGCUAACUCGUAAAGCACUUGACUCCUUUUCUUAUGAUUGUCUUGAAUUAUUACUACUAGGUAUGUGUUGUCCUUCAGAAACAGCCAGCUUUUCUGUGAAUCUACGAGAAUGAUGAGACAAUGAGUGUCAGUGAACCAAAACUGUAAAUAUUUCCUUGAGGUCAUUCGCACCCUCAAAAUUUUUUUUUCAUAGCCACAGCUAAUGGUCAUGAGCAAUUCAUGCAAUGCUUAAUUAUUUAAGGAUGCACCAAUACCAAUCUUGGUACUGUUUGUCUGGACUUCCAAAAAAUAUUCUGAUACUACCAUCAGCUGUAUGUAACUUCCGGGCAGGGGGAGUAGUAUCCACGUGCGUAUCACACGGAUCACAAUCCUUACCGACUGCCUAUUAUGCCCUGCGAAAUGGAGGACAAACUCUGCUAAGAAGCGGUCUUGAAGAAAAAAAAUAUUAAAAUGUCUCAAAAUGGGUUACAGAGGUUUGAGUGAAUGAAACCUGUGUUAUCUGCAUUGGCAGUACCCUCAAUCAAUCUGCGGGAGAAAAACUGCUAUUGGUGCAUCCCUAAUUAGAGUGAUUAUUGCCCGAAUGAACUGCAUGAAAAUGUAUCAGAAUCUUUUUUUUUUUUUUUUCCCAAACCAGCUCUAAAUCACAGCUGCACUAUAUUUUGUCUUAAAAAAAAAAGUUUCCUUUCUGUGUGUUACUUCACUUGGUUUGCUUUUGUGUGGCAGUGUCGAUGGAGGUUCUGAAGGACAAAGACGCUCUUGCUGAUCUUUCUGUUGUAUAUAGCAACCCAUGUGCACUUUGUUGGCUUGCUGAUGCAAAAAAUUAAAAAAAGACAAAUCAUUAGAAGAAAUGUUUAUAUAUAUAUAUAUAUAUAUAUAUAUAUAUAUAUAUAUUGCAUUCCAAGAUUGUUUACAGUACAGUUUGACCAGCGACUGUCGAUUGUCUUGUAACAAAUGAGCUCACGGAUUCAGCAGAACCAGCAGUCAGUCCCAUGCUUGAAAUGUGGAUGGAUCCCGGAGAGGGUCGUGGUGGUGUCCUCUGCUGAGUCCUCUUUGCUUCCGCUUGAUCAAUAAAGUCUCAUUUCAGGACA